AUGAAACCUAGAUCUAGUAAGAGUACAGCUACACCUGUUGAAAGUGAGAUUGGUAUGCAUCCAAUAGUAUCACAAGUACAUGUUGAUGCAUUACCUAUAACUUCAAUACUAUCUAAUCAAGGAAUCACUAUCAAUGUUGAUCAUGAAGUGAAUGAAGAUGAGGCCAUGAUAUUAGCCAUGGGUUAUAAACAGGAAUUGAAGAGAGAGUUUUCAUUAUGGACGGUAUUUUCUGUGAGUUUUUCAAUGUUGGGUCUUUUGCCUUCAAUUGCUGCUACUUUUGAUUACCAACAAUUGGUUAUUGGAAUGUCACCAGUUCCUUGGCUUGUGGCAAUGAUUUUUAUAACAACGGUGGCUUUAUCUAUGGCGGAAGUUGCUUCUGCAUUUCCAUGUUCUGCAGGUACGCCAUACGUUGUUUCACAGUUGGCUCCACCGAAAUAUAAAUCGUAUUUGACGUGGUUUACGUGUUGGACUAAUUGGUUGUGUCAAAUUACUGCUGCCCCAUCAGUAUGUUAUUCUUGUGCUAGUUUAAUCUUGGCAUUGUAUUCAUUAACUGACGCCAGUUAUACUCCAUCAACGGGACAUGUUUAUGGGUUAUCGACUGGUAUUCAAGUCGUGUGUGGUUUAAUCUGUUCUAUGCCAGCAAAAUGGGCUGGUCGUGUAAGUUCGGCUGGUGCUUUUUGCAACAUCUUGUUUUUGGUAAUUGUAUUUGUGAUGAUUUUAGCUGGUAAUAAACGAAUGGAAUUGAAUGAAGGGGUACUGACGAAAUACAACCCCAACGCCAUAGCUUGGUCAUUGUAUAAUCAAGCUGAAUGGCCACAAGGUAUUUCAUUUUUGAUUUCUUUUAUGGGUGUCAUUUGGGCAAUGUCGGGUUAUGACUCACCAUUCCAUUUAGCUGAAGAGUGUGCUCAUGCUGCAGUCAAUGUUCCCCGAGCAAUUGUCUUGACUAGUUCAAUUGGUGGGCUUGUUGGAUUUGUUUUCAUGAUUGCUAUAGCAUAUACUGUGGUUUCUCUUGACGAGAUUUCUGCUGAUCCUCAAGGUUUGGGUCAACCAUUCGUUACCUUUUUAUCACAAAUUAUUGAACGGAAAUUGGUGUUAGCAGCAACUGCAUUCACGGUAGUUUCAUCUUUUUCAAUGGCUCAAAGUUGUUUAUUGGCAGCUUCAAGAGUUACAUAUGCAUAUUCUAGAGAUGGAUUGUUUCCGGGAUCCAAUAUAUGGAAACGAGUUUCCCCAUUGACUCAAACUCCAAUAUGGGCAGUUGUAAUCAAUGUUGUUCUUGGUCAGUUGUUGUUAUUGUUAUUAUUUGCUGGCGAUGUAGCAAUUGGUGCAACUUUUUCCGUUGGUGGUAUUUCGGGAUUCAUUUCAUUUACAAUGCCUACAUUGUUGAAGAUUACUUGGGCGAGAAAUACUUUCAAACCAGGUCCAUGGAACUUGGGUAAAUUUUCCGAACCUAUUGGUUGGUUAUCUGUCGGAUUUAUCACAUUAAUGAUCCCCAUCUUGUGCUUCCCUACUGUCAGAGGUAAAGACCUCACGCCAACAGAAAUGAACUGGACCGUUUUGGUGUACUUUGGAUCUAUUCUUAUUGUAACCAUUUGGUUCAUAGUCGAUGCUCGUAAAUGGUACAAGGGUCCUAAAAGCAAUAUCGAUGAAGCUGAUAUUGUAUAUGAUGAUAAUAAUAAUGGUAGUGGUAGUGAAGGGUACGAUGAUAAAGUGCAAGUUAUUGAUGCAUCGGAAACGAAUUCGCGGAGCAAUGAGAAAUGUUAG
This is a messenger RNA of Lodderomyces orthopsilosis Co 90-125, 1761 nucleotides long. RefSeq names its product Gpt1p (gene GPT1). The transcript has a single exon. Gene Ontology annotation, biological process: transmembrane transport. The record is from RefSeq and is a predicted model, not a curated record. NCBI's taxonomy places the organism in Eukaryota, Fungi, Ascomycota, Pichiomycetes, Serinales, Debaryomycetaceae. Bases 1 to 1761 code for a protein of 586 amino acids. Gene Ontology annotation, molecular function: transmembrane transporter activity. Gene Ontology annotation, cellular component: membrane.